Molecule: messenger RNA, 1393 nt
Organism: Ipomoea nil (Japanese morning glory)
Lineage: Eukaryota; Viridiplantae; Streptophyta; Magnoliopsida; Solanales; Convolvulaceae
Product: transcription activator GLK2-like
Exons: 7
Coding region: 369-1181 (270 amino acids)
Biological process (GO): regulation of DNA-templated transcription; abaxial cell fate specification
Cellular component (GO): nucleus
Molecular function (GO): transcription cis-regulatory region binding; DNA-binding transcription factor activity
Source: RefSeq, a predicted model, not a curated record
CUUAUUUAAACUCUUCACUUCUUGCGAAUUGGCCACAAAGGUCUUCAUCAAAUCUUAAACCUCCCUUCUCAACUCUAUUAAUAGUUUAAUUAGUUAGCCAUCUCCACUUAAAAGAGUUAAAAGUCUUGACAAAAAACCUCUUUAGUCUUCAUCCAUGAAAUGCAUCCAAUUGAGAUAUUCCAUGGUGGAUGACCAAUCUUUCUCCAUUGAACUCAUCUUUGUGACGUCGUUAAUUUGAUGAAAACCAUAAUAGAUCUUAUAGGAUUGGACUUUGUGAGAAAUCGAAACACCUUCAAUCUAAAGGAAGUGUCGAUCUUCAUCACCUCUAGUCUUCUUCAAUGUAGCUGAACAACUUGGAGGGAGAAAAGAUGGAAAUCAUAAUAGAUUUUAUGGAAUUAUUUUUGAGAAAUCGGAACACCAUCAAUUCGAUCAAAUGGAGUGCCAAUCUUCAUCACCGCUUCUUCAAUGUAGUUGAAAGACUUGGAGGAAAGAAAGGAACCAUUGAAGGUGGGCAGUCUUCCUCCUGUCCUGAAAACCCUACUGGAACCAGGCUGAUUUAUCCACCUCGCUUCAAGUGGACUCCUGAUCUUCAUCGUCGCUUCUUGGAGGCUGUUCAAUUUCUUGGAGGACUGGAAUGUGCAACUCCUAGAACAAUUCUUGAAGUGAUGGAUGAAAAGGAGCUAACCCUAAAUCGGGUUAGGAGCCACCUCCAGAUUCACCGCGCCAACUGUUUCGAUCCGGAGCAACUGGCCAUAGAAACUCAAGCUGCAUUAGCUCAGCUGGCGUGGGCGGCCAGCCUUCCCUAUCCGUACGGUUACCCCCCGCUGUAUAGCGCUUCUCCUCCGCCUCCGGCGGCGCUAUACUCACUACCGUUAUGGCCACAGCUGCCGUCACCACCUGCAAGACUAUACAUUGGCCCAGUGGGGCCGAUGCCCCCCACCAUUCCACCCUCAAUGAGGAUGAUGGAAUACUCAGCCCCGGCGGCGCCCAAAACUAUCAUCUUCAAGAAGUUGUUUCCUAAGGGCAGACCGGUGCCGAUUGAUGUUGAUGAGACACCAGAAUUGAUGAUGGCUGGUGAUCAUAUAAACUCAAGACCAUCUUCCUCAGCUGCAAGGGAGGAGGGUCAAGACGAUGACCCUCUUGAUCUCACGCUCUCCAUCAGACCUCCCAGCUGUCGAUGAUCUAAUCUGAUGGUUCCAGGCGAAAUUAAAUGCCUGAAUUUCUUUUCCUAUAUAUAUUUAGCCCUAAUUAUAUAUGUACAUAUAAUUAACUUGCAUUAGGCGGGGGCUUUCAAUUGUAUGUAUAUAUGUAGCCUAGCUAUUUUUGUGUUUGUAGUGCAUGUAAUAUUCCAUCUUAUUUGUGAUUUAAAGGCAAUUAGAGCUGCUUUGAGAAG